AUGGGGAAUAAAAGUUUAUCAUUUUUAAAUAUUAAAAGUAGUGCAACACCUAAUGAGAUUUUAUCAAUAAUUCAAUUAAUUAUUAAAAAAUUCUCUGCACUUUCAAAAUUAGAAGAAGCAAAAAUAAUGAAAACAAUAAUAAUAACCGAUCGACUAGGAAUACCAUCAGAAUUAACUUAUUCUAAUAAAGAUGAUUAUCAAAAAUUAUUAAAUUAUUUUUAUUCAUUAUUAAUAAAAAUUAAAGGUGUCCAAAUUCAAGAUGUUUUAAAAGCGAGAUCGUUGUUGGGAAAUGAAGGUAUUGAAAUUAAACAUACAAUUUAUCAUUCAACAUAUUAUAUUCAAAUUAGAUCAGCAAAAUUGAUAAAAUAUAUUCAAUCAAAUCCUUUAAAUAUUGCUAUUAAUAACUCUACAAGAAAUGUAUAUAUUAAUGAAUCAUCAUUCACAUUUGAUUAUUUAUUAAAAGGAAGUUUCACUAGUAGUAAAAAUGGCACAAUUUAUCAAUUUGAUACACCAUUUGAUUCGAUAUUAAAUAAAUUAUCAAUUAGUUUAUUACCAAAAGAAAAUUCAAAUGAAAAUAUUAAAUUAUCAUUUCAAUCUGAUUUAAAUUACUUUUUAAAUAUUAGAAGAAUUGAUUUAUUUUGGAAUAGAUUAGAAUUAAUUUAUAAUUAUAAUAAUAAUCAUAAUAGUAAUAAUAAUAAUAAUAAUAAAAAUAAUAAUAAUAAUAAUAAUAAUAAUAAUAAUAAUAAUAAUAAUAAUAAUAAUAAUAAUAAUAAUAAUAAUAAUAAUAAUAAUAAUAAUAAUAAUAAUAAUAAUAAUAAUAAUAAUGGUGUUUCAAUAUUAUUAACAAAUGAAUAUUUUUAUAAUUCUCCAUUUGAAAAAUUAAAAUCAACUAGUAAAUUAUUUGAAAAUGAAAGAGAUCAAAUUUAUUUGAUACCACUAUUGAACCAUCCAAUUGUGGCUCAAUUUAAUGAUAUUACAUUUAAUAAUAAUUUAAUAUUAAAAGCUUGUCCAAUAGUUGCAGUAUUUAAAAUACCAGAUCAUACAUUAGAAUUACUAUGUAAAAUUAUAACAAUUGAAGAUUUUGAAAAAUUAAUUAAAUAUCAAUUUUAUAUUUCAAAUUUCAUUGACAAGAUUUAUAAAAUUUCAAUUUCAUGUUAUAGAUGGGAUUUAGUUAAAUUUUUAAUUGAGAAUUUUAAUAUAGAUUUGUUAAAUUCAAUAAGAGGAGGAAGAGGAGGAGGAGCAAAUUUUAAUAUUACUUAUUUAGAAUUCAAAUUUUUAGUUGAAAAUAAUUAUAUUUUCAAUAAUUCAUCAGAUCAACAGUCGAUUGAAAUUGGAAAUGAAACAGUUCAAACUUUAUUUUUAAGUUGUCUAAUUGAUUAUCUCUUUUCAACUGAUGGAGUAUUAAUUAAAUUUUCAAAUCAAAUUGAAGCUUUAGUUUCUAAACAAUUUAAUCAUUCAAAUGACCAAGUGGAUGUUAUUGAUAAUGUUAUGGAUCUAUAUUUAGAUUUUAAAAAUAAAAUUCAAGGUUAUCAUCAAUUAGAAUUUAAUAUAGAUCAAUUUGAAAAUGAUAUUAGUAUAAUAAAACCAUUAGUUGAAGUAUUAAAAAGAGAAGAAGUUCAAAUUAUGUUAAAGAAAAGAAUUGAUUCGUUUAAUGAAUUUAAAUCACAACAAUAUAAAGAAGAAGAAGAAGGUGAUUUAAAAAAAACUAUAUUUCAUAAAAGUUUUAUAAAAGGAGAUAUUAGAUUUUGUGAUUUUCUUUUAAAUCAAUACCCAAAUCAAUUUACUAUUUCAAAACUUGGAAUUACUGAUGCAAUCAAUAAUAAUAAUAUUCAAAUCAUAAAAUAUUAUUAUAAUAUUUAUAUUAAAAAUAAUAAUGAAUUAUUAAAUCUCUUAAAAGAUUUAUUAAAAACACAUGAAAAUUAUAAAUAUGAUUUUAAUUGGUUAGACACUUGUUUAUAA
This is a messenger RNA of Dictyostelium discoideum AX4, 1959 nucleotides long. RefSeq lists its product as hypothetical. The transcript is spliced from 2 exons. The record is from RefSeq and is a predicted model, not a curated record. Lineage: Eukaryota; Evosea; Eumycetozoa; Dictyosteliales; Dictyosteliaceae. Bases 1 to 1959 code for a protein of 652 amino acids.